Pocillopora meandrina is the source of this 4630-nucleotide messenger RNA. The record is from the annotation of a GenBank genome assembly. Lineage: Eukaryota; Metazoa; Cnidaria; Anthozoa; Scleractinia; Pocilloporidae.
AUGGCGGAAGCUCUAGGAAAUGAGUAUCCUUCGGGUUAUGACGAGGACUUUUUGGAUACAGUCGAGCACGAUUUUAUUUGUUUAAUUUGCCAGUUGCCGCUUAGGGAACCACUGCAAACGAAAUGCGGUCACAGAUUUUGUAAGGGAUGCCUCGAGGAAUGUUUUAGAAGGUGCGUCUUUCUUGUUUGAAUUUCGUUCGCCGGAUUAUGAAGUCCGCCUUCACUGGCGGUUACCUGAUUCGGGCAACCGAACAUACACUUAACUCUAGUUUUACGUUGUGAAACAGUUUGCGGGAUUUUGUUCAGCACACGGUUAUAUAAACAAGGUAUGUUUGUUCUAACAGCCGAUGUAAAGACCAACCUGGCACGGCUUGUUUUUUACAUUUAGAGCAUUAGCAUGUAUAGUUUCCCCCUGAUUGUUUUUGGCUGCACUUUGAGGUAAACACACUCUUGCUAUUGACAGUGUGAUCGACUGUUAGAGUCAUCGGUCCUGUCAACACUUUAGUAUUUUCGAGAAAUGCGAAAAUCAUAGAGCAUGAAAAUUGUUCUAAGAUGUUCUUACAUGAACCUUGAAAAUUACUCUCUUAGAACUUUCCCUCCGCCUAUGUGUACACAACUGCCUCCUAUGUCGUUGUGGUUCAGUGGUGCCAUAUCAGCCGUUAUAAUUUCGAUUUGAGAAAUAAAUAGAUAUGCAUAGAUCUGCUGUUCACCUUGUUAUUUUGCCAGUGCACGAAACAAUGAGACGAAAAAAAAGAUAAUUCGGAUAUGACCGCUCUUGACGUAUCUUUCCAAGAAGAUUUGGAAAGCUUCUAAGAAAUGGUAACUUCAGAAUAAAUUCUCACUAAAACAGAGACUUUCUUGAUUUUUCAUAGUGGACAUUUGUCCUUAAUAGAUUUGGUCUUAUAUUUACAUCAUAGAUCAAAAUCGAAGCUCACUUAGUCUGGCUUCAUAGCACACGCAAGAAUACAAAUAAAUCUUACGAGAGGAAACUCGGAUGCAUCGCAACUUUUUUGCUCUGCAAAAGGUCGGCUUACAAACGUUAUUGAAACCUUGAGAGACUGAAAUUACACUGAUUUAUUGUAACACUUCUGCAAUAGCCAGUUGCUUGAUUAACGCUUUACUGCACACAUGUGAAUGAAUAUUUAAGUUUAUUUUAUGCAACAAAAGAGACCAUUUUGCAAAGCCUGAUUUCCACAUUAAGGCUAUGAUCCCUCCCAGCCUCAACUCGAAAACCUUCCGUGACAUUCAAAAGUAAUUUCAUGUAAAUAAGAGCUGCUUUCGGGACUUAAGGCCAUAACCGUUUGGUGCACCAACUUAAAAAGACUAAUUUUAAUGUCUUCGAUUCCCUGCCUUAUUGAUGAGCUAUUAACAUAACCGCUGAGGCGAACAGUCCAACCUAAAGUUUAUUAUGAGUUGAUGCUCAUAAAGUUGAUUACAGUUGAUGAAAUUUUCUGAAAGUAUCACAGUCAAAAGAAGGAUGACAAAACUUCUCAAUCAUACCAAUCAUAUAACGAUCUCCCAUGGGCUACUUGAGAGGCAACCCUACAAUUUUAUUGAUAUGUUCCUUACUGAGCAAAAAUUUUUCAGUAAUCUGAUCUGUUGAGGGAUUCCUUAUAUGAGCGUAUUUUUACCCACCUCAAAGUUUAAAAGUUUUGCACGUAAUGUGGAGUGCCCUUAAAACUUGACUGAACAUUUCAGGAUCUUGCAACGGUUACACCAGCGUUAUAAAGUGUUGAUUUAGAAGUUUCAUUUGAAUAGAAAAAAUUAUGAAAUAUGCUGACUCAAUACAAACAAAUGCUUUUCAAGUGGCGAUCACAUUAAAAACAAGAAUUUUCAGAACUGAGAAAAAAGUUUUCGCAAACCUCAUUUGUUGAGCGAUUCCGUCUAUGAUGGUAAAACCACAAAUACCUAACAGCUGGAAACAUUUAUAAGUAAUGCAAAGUACGUUUAAAGUUUGUACUACUACACAAUUGAUCAUUGGCUCUUAUGCUUACUCCACCCCCCACCACAAACUCUCGUGACCAUUACACUUGCAAUGUUGUGUAUUGUUCCACCAAAACAAUUAUCCACGUUAAAGGAAGUAAAAAUUGUCACGAAGUCCCUUCGACUUGGCCACGGGACCAUUCGACGUCAACUGAGUCGACCAAUAAGUCAUUUAACCCUUUAAUUCUCCCCUCUAGCUGCUACACAUUUCCUUUUAAAUCAGUGAGAAGAAUUUGCUGUAAGAGCCAUUUAACAACUUCUACCCGCUAUUUACGAGUAUUCUCAUUACCUGUUUGCUGAAUAAUGUAGGGUUAUCAUAGGGAGGAGGUACAUGUUAAUCACUUCUGGGAGAUAAAAGGUUAAUUUAUCUAACAUCUUGUUAACAGACUGGAGAUCAAUGAUCAGCCUUCAGCUUGCCCCGUGGAUAGAGAAGUUCUAGACAAAGACAAGGUAUAUGUGCUUAUUUACGUUUCCUUUGACCGACAGACGUCCACAUCAAAGCUAUGCUUGCAUCAAAAGUUAUUUUAAUAGAAAGAUUAUUUCCUCGGUCCUCACUAAAUAGCACUGAAUCACUUUAAAUUAUUUUGGGUAGUAAAAAUUUAUAAAGGUCAAAGGAAAGAGAUGAGUCUACUUCAAAUACUUUACCCUUACAUCGUCGGGUAAAAGUAUGUAAUAGCACUUACCAGUGAAGCACAAAGUUGUCUCUUGCCCUUCUCUUAAGACAAAUAACAUGAAAUUAAACAGAAGGAUGCUGAUAUCUCUAAGCCAUUACUGCACUAUCUGAGUAACAGCUGCAAUCGGUUUUUCCAUUUCAUACAGAAGAAAACAUGACGAGUACGUAAAUUACUUUGAUUGUCCUCGAGGUUUACAAAAAUCCUAUUUUGGAACAUCAGCUAUUAAUCUUUAUGUUAAGUGUAUGGUUUCUCUUAUAGCCGGAUGUCUUCCCUGAUAAAGCGACAGAACGAAAAAUCCUUUCCUUUGCUAUCAAAUGUCCUUGUGGUGACUGCGAAUGGACUGGGGAACUGAGGAACAAAGAGGUAACUUCGGAAUCACAACGAGCUUAGCGUUAUUUGAUAGCUAUCGUAUCUUUCGUUAGUUAUAUCUGAGAUAUAUUUUAUAUUUUUAUUACAGACUCACCUGAAAGCUUGUCUUUUCAAAGUCAUCACUUGUCCUAACGAACACUGUCAUGAGACCAUGCAACGGAGAGAGGUCAUACGACACAAGACUAUCACGUGUUUGUGGAGGAUCACUGAAUGUGAACAUUGCAACGAGCCACACCCAGCAUGUUGCAUGCAGGUAGUUUAUCACGAUUAGAUGUAUAGAGGAAGUCUUUAUUCUUAAGAAAUUUCAUGAAUUUGCUCCUACAGUGAUUUAAAGGGCUCGGGCCUUGCAAAAAGGCCCGCUUUGUUGAGUAGUCACAACGCACGCAAUAACUGAGAGUUAUUUCAUGAAAGAUGUUAAACUUAUCUCUUUCAGGAUCAUAUUGAAAGGUGCUUGAAGUGCCCGGUAACCUGUCCUAACGGCUGUGGUCUGUCAAUUCAAAGGGAACUGGUAAGUGAAGGAGAUUUUUUAGUCAGUUUUAGAUGACAUAAGCUAACAGUUUGGUUAACUACAUGACACGAUGAAUUUAUUUCAGAUACCAAACCAUACCAAAGAUGAUUGUCCUCACGCCAUGAUAUUCUGCCCUUACACGGAGAUGGGAUGCGAAACAAAGGUCUGUAUGUAAGGAAUUGUAGCAUCCAAUUAUCAAUUGUCAGCAGGCAAAUGUGACGAGUUGCAAAAGCGACUCAGAGAAUUGAAGAAAAAACAGUGAAUUAGUGACUUGAAAUGAAAAAGAAAUUGAAAUUAAUAGGUAUGGUAACGUCGAGAGAGGGUUUACACCAGAGAGAGCGGAUAUUGCAAUUAUUGCACUAUAAUGAUGCCAUUCUAUACACCUGGUUUAACGCUGAGGUCUUCAACGGAAAAGAAAAAUUCUUAACUUAGGAAGCUUAAUUUUCUUUCAGGUUCAAAGAAAACAAGUGGAGACUCAUCUUCAAACUGCCGUGACGGUUCAUCUUGAUUUAGCUUGUCUGAGGUUGAAGGAAACACAAAACUUAACAAGACAACUGAUGGACAAAGUCAAUACACUUCAGAUCCUCUUUUUGGAAAAAGCACUGGAAGACGAAUAUAAAAUGAUAGAAAGGGAAAACGGAACUUGUUUUUGGAAGAUUCAUGAUUUUGAUAAAGUGUUUAAACAAGCCAAGGCCGGAAAUAAAGAAAGAGUGGAAUGUGUGAUUCCUCACACACAAACCUAUGGCUACAAUUUAAAAAUAAGAAUUUAUCCCAAUGGCAGAGCUUUUGACAAGAAUACUCACCUUUCGGCGUUCAUUGUUGUAAUGAAAGGUGAAGAUGACGCCGUAUUAGCCUGCCCCUUUUCCAAGAAAGUGCGACUAACACUGAUCGAUCAACAGGAUGGUGAGGACAAACGGGAAAACGUUAGUAAACUGGUUAAUUUGUAUAGGUUCCCAGACUACUCUUGUAGGCUCAAAGGAAAGGAGAACGAAGAGUUCGGUUAUAAUCAGUUUAUAUCCCACAAGAAACUCAAGUCAAGGAAGUAUAUUAUGGAUGAUAAUCUAUUUCUUCAAGUUAAGAUUCAAGAAAACAUAUGA